Molecule: messenger RNA, 1809 nt
Organism: Eimeria maxima
Lineage: Eukaryota; Apicomplexa; Conoidasida; Eucoccidiorida; Eimeriidae
Exons: 10
Coding region: 1-1809 (602 amino acids)
Source: RefSeq, a predicted model, not a curated record
AUGUUCAAAAAUAUUUGCUUCAUUCCCAUACAACUCGCUAGGCUGCGUCAGUGUGCAGCAGCAGAACGUGCAGCAGCUGCCCUGGACGACGAUGGAGCCACCGGGGGGGGGGCCACGGGGGCUCCUGUCAACGGGGCCACCUCGGGGGGCAGGGGGUCCCGAGCCCAGAGGGGCCUUACCGGUGGGGAUGCCUCCGCCCUGCAGGAUCGAAAGCUGCCGCGAAAUGCUGCUGCUGUAAUCGCUUUAGAAGAAUUGGCCGCAAAAGAAGGAUUGUCCCUGUAUAGUCUUAAGGAGACUACAGCUACAAAAGGGAGACACUUUGGCCUAGGGUUUAGAGGAAGACAAGAUGCACAACCAAAGAAGAAACAGAAAGGGGGGCCCCCCUACCGCGCCCUCCCAACCCCUUCGCAAGAACCCGAUGCUGCUGUUGAUAGCGACAGCAACAACAACAGUUAUACUCAGCAGCAGCAGCACCAGAAGCUAGCUAGCGGUGGAGAGAAAACGGGUUUCAAGGGGUUUUCUCGCUGGAAGCGGCAGACCAACAAAUCUUUAGAGGCAGCAAACAGCCCGGAAGAGAGUCUUAUUGACUACGAGGCCAGUUUGGCUCGGCUUGUGGAGGUGUGCGAGGGGAGCAGUGAGGCAACGCGAAGGCUUCCGGUCGCGGGGUUUGCUGCUCGCAGAGUUCUCCAGAGGCUGCUGUAUGCAUUUCGGCAACUAGGGUCUCGACAUGGAGCAGCCAUGCUGUUGGGUCGGGGCUUUCCCGUGUCUUUUGGGGGUAGCACAAAGCUGAGUCUCCCCUUUAUGAUGCACUUAACCUGUCAGCUCGCUCUUGUAGCCACAGUCUUCUACUUUUACGAGGUAACAAUAUAUGCGUGGAUGCAGCCCCUUGCAUGCAGUGGCAUUCAUGGUGGUGCAUGCAUGCUUGGGGCAUUGGCAAGAUUUUCCAGUUGGCUUAUUUUCGUUAAGGUCGCUGAUAGCCGGCGACUUCUCCUGGACGUUGAUGGCGCUGGAGGGCUACGAUUGACUGAAGUAUUGGUUGGUUUUGGGUCUUUCUUUGAUGGAGCGUUGUUGGGUUUGCUUGUCUCCCUCUACCCAUUUAUUUCUGUGCUUCUUGGGAGACAAUCCAUUACAUAUGUCGUCCCGCCCAUGUACACGAACCCAAAAACUGCAGAACAAAGCGCCCCUUCACAUCGACAACCCGAAAUAGAUUUCUCCCAGAUGGGGGAGGCGCCUCGUGGUGACGAGAGAGAAACGGUGUCCACGGCGUCGCUGAUGCUUUUCACUUCUUGCCGUUCGAUGGUCGUUCCACUGUCUGUCCACCAGCUUUUAGUCGGGCCCAACCUCAUUAAAGCAGUCAGAAUGAACGAUGGCUUGUUGCGUUCUCACUGGAGAAGCGUGUUGGUUUCUCUCUUGCUUCGUAUUUGGUGCUGCUGCCUCUAUUUCUCCUUCCCUGGCUCUGUUCUGCACCCCGGAGCUGAGCGCUUGUUGGGGCUUCCUUGGUACGGAGUUUGUUCUCUUGCAACUUUUGUUUUCUGCGGGGAUAUCCUUCUGUCCUUGUUCUACUUGGCGACCUCCCAGCUGGUGCGGCUGCUAGCCAUUAGGCAGAUGGAAAACAAAGCCAUCUUCAGGGACCUAGCAGCAAUCGCCUUCAAGAUUAAAGAGGAGCGCCUACGUGCUUGUUUGGGGAUGGCUGGGGGCGUGGGUUUGGACCCGCAGCAGCUGGGGCUAGAAGUUCAUGCGGUGUGGCGGCGAUUCAGUCGCCACUGUUUCUUUACUUAUCCUGGAGAACUUCUUCCUCCUUUCUUUUGA